This is a messenger RNA of Linnemannia hyalina, 1617 nucleotides long. Lineage: Eukaryota; Fungi; Mortierellomycota; Mortierellomycetes; Mortierellales; Mortierellaceae. The record is from the annotation of a GenBank genome assembly.
AUGACAACUGUCGGGUCUUUACCAGCAGACCUUGCUCCAGGCAACGAAGCUGCAGGCAAGUCCGCAAUGGUCGCCACCUCUGCUGACGACGACAAAAUCCAAAAGCCAAUGGCAGGACCCAUCGAUGGCGGCAGCCCCAUGCGCUUCCUUCAGGCAUGCUCAAAGCUGGACAUGGAGCCCAACCCCUUCGAACAAAGUUUUGCGGGCGGCGCCAGCUCGGAAAGGCCAGGAUCUGCCGGCGGCGCUAGCACAGAGACAGGAUUGGAGACCCCCAAGCCUGUACUUCCUCCAAUCGCAUCCAUGUCAGGGCGCUUGGCCCCUGGCACAGAUCAGUUUGGGUGGGAUGCACAGUCCCUCCGGAUGGGCCCACUGUCACCUUCCAUGUUGGAGGGUCCCCAACAGCCAAUCAAUAUCGAAGGAAAAACGCAGAACCCACUCCCAAUCGGAUCCUUCCCACCUGCCGCUGCCUCCAUCAACACUGUCUUUACCUCAGGAGCACCCAUGGCCGAGAAUGGGCUUCCUUUUGUCGGACUUCCUGGACCUCUCCCUGUACCUCCAGUCGCCGUUCAAUCAACAGAGCCUUACCCUCCCGCCGUCUAUAACCAGCCUCACCCCAUGGCACAACCACAACCACAACCUUCACAUCAGCAGCAGCAACCACCAUCACAUUCACACGGCCCUCCAGGCGGACCAGGAUUGAGACCACCCCAGCAUUUUACGCAUCCCACGACGCACCAACAACAGCAUCAGCAACCUCAUGACCGGUUCAUACCACCACAGGCGCCACAACACAACAUGGCCGACAAUAACAGUCAUAUCAACCAGUACGGUAUACCCGGAGUUGGAUCUCACCCUUCACGGAGUAGCGUCGAUUCGGGAUUUAAUCAAGGUACUCGCCGCAGCAGAAUGACCUCAGAGGACUUCAGCGACGACUCUGAGCAAUCGUCCAAGAACUCGGCCAAUGGUGGUGAUAAUGGCAAUAACAAGAAGAAGGCCAAGCUCGGCCCUGUCGAUGACAAAAUGGACGACGAGGAGAAGCGCAAGAACUUUUUGGAGCGCAACCGUCAAGCCGCACUCAAAUGCCGACAGCGCAAGAAGCAGUGGUUGACGAAUCUUCAGGCCAAGGUGGAAUAUCUGACGAAUGACAACGAGCAUCUUCAGGGCCAGACGGCUGCACUUCGGGACGAGAUCAUUCAUUUGAAGGCACUGUUGCUGGCCCACAGGGAUUGCCCCGUCGCUCAGGCGAACGGUGUCUAUGCCGACUCGAUUGGCUUGCCCAGUCAUAGCGGCAAUAUGAUGAACCACAGCCGACCCCCACACCCAAUGCAACAGCAGCAACUUCCAGGACCUUUGCGCGGAGGACCUGGACCUGGGCCUGGUCAGCCAAGAGGAUCGUUGCCCCCUCACCCACCGUCACAGCAGCAGCAUCACCCACAAGGACCUGGGCCUAUGCAUGGAGGCCCCAGGAUGAUGAACCAACCUGGCCCUGGACCUCUCGCUCAGCAGCAUGUUGGACCUAUGGGCAAUGUCGUCGGAGGCGGUCGCCCCAUGUCGAUGAUGCAGGAUAUCACGCCAAAUGCUUCGCCUAGCCAGGGACAGGCGAACAGUCGCUACUAG